GCACGGAGGCAGAGGCUCGGGUGCGUUCAAGAUUCGGCUCCCCCCGUAAGCCACCGCCAUGGCCGAGGAAGGCAUUGCUGCUGGCGGUGUAAUGGAUGCGAAUCCCGCGCUACCAGAGGUGCUGAACACAGCCCUCGGUCACCACGGCCUCCCCCGUGACAUCCGCAAAGCCACCAAAGCCCUAGACAAGCGCCAAGCCCAUCCUUGUGUGCUUGCAUCCAACUGUGAUGAGCCUAGGUAUGCCAGGUUGGUGGAGGCACUUGGGGCUAAACACGAGGUCAACCUAAUUAAGGCUAAAGAAAGAAAGAAAGAAACUAGGGAAUGGGUGGGCCUCUGUAAAAUCGACAGAGAAGGGAAACCCCGUAAAGUGGUUGGCUGCAGCUGUGUUGUGGUGAAGGUCUACGGCAAAGAAUCACAGGCCAAGGACGUCAUCGAGGAAUACUGCACAUGCAAGAAACAAAUAAAAACUUUGGAAGAUGGCAGGCAUCCUGACAAACGUGCUUGGUCCCCGAAGUUCUGUCCAAGAAACCUACACCCGUCCACGUUUCGCAAUCCAAACCAGUCCCGGACCAACUGUGCUGAGUGA
This is a messenger RNA of Sorex fumeus (smoky shrew), 586 nucleotides long. RefSeq names its product 40S ribosomal protein S12-like. The record is from RefSeq and is a predicted model, not a curated record. The transcript has 3 exons. Gene Ontology annotation, molecular function: structural constituent of ribosome. Lineage: Eukaryota; Metazoa; Chordata; Mammalia; Eulipotyphla; Soricidae. Bases 59 to 586 code for a protein of 175 amino acids. Gene Ontology annotation, biological process: translation. Gene Ontology annotation, cellular component: cytosolic small ribosomal subunit; ribosome.